AUGUCACCUGAAAGCAUCCUUCUCUCAUCCAGUGACUCUCAAAAUGAGGAUGGGUACAGAGGGGGUAUCAUUCGAAGAGGAUAUUCUACGGGUCCGACGACGCACAGCCAUUCCGACUCAAGGCGUUUUCAGCGAAAAUACGUCACAGGCCGCUUGAAUUCGGGGGUAGAGAAGCGAAGAUCAAUCCGAAAACGACUCUUUUCAAGUUCCACUCAACCUCCGAAAACAUCUAAUCGGACCACGCAAACGGCGGAAAAGGUGAAGGAUGCCCAGCUCACCUGGCGGGAUGCUCUCAAAUCUCCUCGAAAGGCUGUGAAAUACUCGGUCCAAAUGACAUGGGCACUUAUCGACUGGGCAAAACACUUAUGGGUGGGUGCCAAGCUCCUUGCUGCUGACGUUCGAGUAAGCUCAAGGGUUUUGAAGAGGAUUGCCCAUGGUAAGCAAAUUAGUAGAAGAGAACGUAAUUUCAUCGUCAAGACCGGUGUCGAUCUAGCUCGACUGGUGCCAUUCUCAUUGUUUCUCGUCAUCCCACUAGCGGAGUUUGCGUUGCCAUUUGCGUUGCGACUCUUCCCGAACAUGCUCCCAUCGCAAUUUCAAGAUCAAAUGAAAUCUGAUGAAGAUAUGAAGCGAAGACUUAAAGCUCGUCUCGAAUUGGCAAAGUACUUACGAGAUGUUGUGGAGGAGAAGGCCAAAACAGUGAAAGGAUCCGACGCAAGUUCUGUAAGUUUCGAUGCGGCCGUGCCAAUGAGACGACUGAGGAUGCAGUCCCUAACACGUUUCGACAGCGGAUCGUUCUAA
Chondrus crispus (carragheen) is the source of this 798-nucleotide messenger RNA. RefSeq lists its product as hypothetical. Gene Ontology annotation, cellular component: mitochondrial inner membrane. The record is from RefSeq and is a predicted model, not a curated record. Gene Ontology annotation, biological process: intracellular monoatomic cation homeostasis. Gene Ontology annotation, molecular function: ribosome binding. NCBI's taxonomy places the organism in Eukaryota, Rhodophyta, Florideophyceae, Gigartinales, Gigartinaceae. The transcript has a single exon. Bases 1 to 798 code for a protein of 265 amino acids.